Molecule: messenger RNA, 5138 nt
Organism: Microcebus murinus (gray mouse lemur)
Lineage: Eukaryota; Metazoa; Chordata; Mammalia; Primates; Cheirogaleidae
Source: RefSeq, a predicted model, not a curated record
GGCGGGGAGCCUCCGGCCUGCUCUGGGCGGCCGCUGCCCUUCGAGAAAGGCCGAGGGCCUGGCGGGUUUCUGGACUGUCGCUCACGCCCUACGCCAGGCGGAGCUUCCGGGAGGGUCGCGGAGCUCCCAGGCCCCAAGCUCCCAAGUCCUGGCAUCCCAGAAAAAUAGCUCCGGGCGUCGGAGACCGGCUCGGAGGCCUGACCUCUUCCCCAGGGGGUGUAUAUUCGCGCUCACCUGGCCGGGGACCAGGCUGCUGCUCCGGGGCUGGGGUGGCCGCCCCCGCAGGGAGAUGAGCCCCCUCGCACUCCAGGCUGUGAGUAGCCCCUGCCCAGGUGGGAGGUGAGAGCGGGGGCAGCUGUGAGCGUCUCCCCUGGCCAGUCUGCGGACACGGGAAAGGCGUCGCAGCUUUGCUGGGGGAGCUUGUGAUCCUGUAAAAUCUCAGCUUCUGGCAGGCUGGGAACUGAAUUCUAGCCCACGCCCACUUCAGGUUGGCUGGAGAGGGCCCUCCUGCUGCCGCCUCCCUCCUGGACCGCUGCUCCUCCUCCCUGGCAUGCAGACCCUGGCCUCCCCUAACCCUGGGGUGGGGGAACCCCCAUUUGGGAGGUGACUUUGUGGAGGAAGUCAGGACUGUAGCUGGUUGCUUGACUCUGAGACGUACCCCAGCCCCGCCCCGUCAGCAUCAGAUCUGCUGUCCAGGAUGGCUGCGGAUUAGCUGUGGUUAAAUGUAUUUGGUCUCAGGUCAAAAGUCUGUUUAAAAAGCAGGCAAAGGACGCUUUGGCGUGCGAGUGGAGCGAUGAAGACCGCAUCCCGGCAGCGUUCGGAACAUCACAGGGAACCUGGAUUCGAAAAGCAUCUCAAAAGCUUAUUGGUCGUUGGAAGAAUGAACCUACCCUCGAAGUCUUGCUGAUGCUGGAUUCAUAGUAGCCAUUUUUUUUAACCUGCAGAGAAGCAUUUGUAGACUUCAUCUCUUGGGCACUGCUUGGCAACCUUUCAAGGAUGUGACACCAGCAGAAUAGGACAGCAUCGCCUCUCUGCGCGUCCCUCCCCGUCUGCUAGAAUGUUUCUCAUGAACGCCCCUCCAGUGGUUGCUCUCCAGUCCAAAUGGGAGACCUUUGGACCACCGGGGAGCUUUAGGUUUCCCGGGUGCUUCUCGGAGUCGAAAGAGGGCGUUGAGAGAGCUUCCGUGAGUGCCAAAGUGCAGAUGAUCAUCAGCUCGCUGCAGCGCGACGAGGCUGCUCUGGGCAUGAACCAUGAGCGUGCGCCGCCCAGAAGCCAGAGGGCAGAGAGAUGCCAAGACGCCAGGCUGGCCGCCAGUCCCGCCAUGUGCAAAGAGCAGCCUCCCUUUGCUGCCUGUGGUCUUGCUGCUAAUUUCGACCCCAUGGGGGAGGAGGAAGCUGCAGGCUUUGGUCCCUUGGCCCUGGACUCGGACAGUGACGAUUCUGUGGACCGGGACAUCGAAGAGGCCAUCCAGGAGUAUCUGAAGGCGAAGAGUGGAGCCACACAGCCCGUGUCCUGCGGGGCCCAGCGUUUUGGGGCCACGGGUGGGGGCGGUCGAUGCAAACCAGAACCUGCUCACAGCAGCACCCCAACCACCCUGUGUGCCCCAAAACUUGCACCUGGCUCAGGCGGCUUCCCUGGCAUCCACGUGGGAGCCAGCAUGGACCAAGGCUCUGCCUCCCCUGCUAGCGUGAGCAGCGACGACUCCUUUGAACAGAGCAUCAGGGCAGAAAUAGAGCAGUUUCUGAACGAGAAAAGACAGCACGAGACCCAAAAGUGUGACGGGUCUGUGGACAAGAAACUAGAUCCCAACGGAAAUUCAGCCAAAUCACCGUUUAAAUCCGGCAAAGAGCUGGCCGUUAAGGGGGCGCUCCGGCAGGAUCCCACGGGAGCCUGUAAGGAGUUUGUCUUCCGCAAACCCCCCAGGGUAGCCAAGGCGAACGCACAGCCCAGGAGCCUCAGGUCUAAGGCCGCGGCCGGGCCGGAGAGCGUGGGCAGCACCAAGCCGGCAGCCCCCAAGGCCCCCGGUCCCUGCCGCCCUGCGGAAGCUACGCAGGGCAGAGGCGGGGUUAGGAGGAAUGUGGGCGCCGCGAGGCGGGGAAAGCGGGCGAGGAGCGCGGCCCUGGCGCCGGAGGCGUCCGACUCCAGCAGCGACGACGGCAUCGAGGCGGCCAUCCGGCUCUACCAGCUGGAGAAGACCAGGAAGGAGGCCGGCGGGGACCCGCCUCCGAGAGCCCAGCGCCGGGAGGAAAAGAGGCCCGACCCGCCCGCGGACGGCACAGGCAGCGCUGCGAAAGGUGCCUUGCCCGACACGCACAGGAGAGCACCCAGCAGGAAGAAGCCCGUGGCCGCGAAGCCUACGGACCCCUGCCCGGGGGGCCUUGACGCGGACCCUCCCUCCAAGCUACCGAAGGAAACCAAAGCUGCCCCCGCGGCGAGCACAGCUUCCAGAAGCGAGUUUGCGGAACGGCCCUCGUGCCGGGCAGACACGUCCGCCGAGCUGAUGUGCGCUGAAGCCAUCCUGGACAUCUCCAAGACGAUCCUGCCAGCCCCCGUGGAGGGUGGCGACAGGGUGCUGCCCACCAGCCCGCUCUUCUGCUCCCCCAGCGUGCCUUCCUGCCCCGGCGGCGACAGCAGCCCUGUGGACAGCGACGACAGCAUAGAGCAGGAAAUCCGGACAUUUUUGGCCCUCAAGGCGCAGUCCGGGAGCUUGCCGGCCAGGCCAGACGGUGGCCCCCAGGCUGCACAGGGCCCGCCGGAGCCUCCAGGCCCCAACAGCCAGGCUGGUGGACCCAGGGCCCUGGUCCCUAAAACACCAGACCUGUCGCCCAGCUGCAGAAGGAAACGUAGGGGCGGCGGCCACGCGGUGAGGCCAUCCACACCCAAGAAGACGAGGGAAGUGGCGAAAGAGGGUGGCCAGGAUGCUGACCACGGCACAGGGACAGCGGAGCCCGGCUAUGGGGGACAAGACCCACCCGGCCAGGGCAAAGCCGGCGAGGCCCCCGGGCGGGAGGGCGAGGCCACAGCGGCCAGUGGAGCGCCCGUGCCGCAGGGCCACCGCAACACAGCGGAGACGAGGGGUGUGGAUGAGAAGGAGAGCUCUGAGGACAAGAGCAGCUCGCUGGACAGUGACGAGGACCUCGACACAGCCAUUAAGGACUUGCUAAGGUCUAAGCGGAAGCUUAAGAAGAGGUGCAGGGACCCCAGGGCCGGGUGCAAGAAGAAGGUCAGGUUCAGCACCACCGAGACGCAGUUUUUGGAUAAGCUAGGCGGGUUCCGGAGAGACUGGAAAGACAGAGACCCACCGGUGCUGAAAAGCUGCCUCUCCAAGUCCAAGAGAGACAGCGGAGAGAGCCCCGUGAAAAAACCUGCCAGCGUCUUCGGCAGUGUGACAGAGAGAGCCAAGCCGGAGGGUGCUGGGGACCAAGAUGUGGCGCUGGCCUUCCGGUUAAGGAGGAAUGCCUCCGAGGGGACGCUGCUCCCGGGUGAUCACCAGGGCCCGGCUCCCUGCCCCAGCUCCAUGUCUGACGACAGCAGUUCCGUGGACAGCGAUGACAGCAUCGAACUGGAGAUUAGGAGGUUUUUGGCAGAAAAGGCCAAGGAGUCGGUGAGCAGUUCGGAAAUUCACGCAGAGGGCCCCAUGGCUCUCGGCACGGGGGCCCCAGCCAGGCCAGAGGGGCCGGGCAGGAAGGAGCCAGCCCCGCAGCCCGGCGUGUGCACUCGGAGCCAGAGGGCCAAGGGGGCCCCCCAGCCGGCCCAAGGACUGCGGGGCGCAGAGAGAGCCGGAGCGCAGAGUGCAGCCAGCCUCUUCAGCCCCGGCGGGAAGGGCCCUGCCGCUCCGGCCAGGUGUGACCUGGGGCCGCCCAGGGGCCCCGGUGGAAAUGUCUCUGCCAAGGGGUCUCCAGCGAGUAGGAGAAACGUCUACGUCCACAAAGACCAGAGCCCUCGCGGGGCGGAGCCUGCUGCUACCGCGGAAAGUGCUUUCGGUCAGCUGCCCGGCUGUGCCAAAGCGGGCACCGAGGCAGGAGGGGCCGGGGGUACCUUUCAUGUGGGUUACGGGAGCCGGAGCCUCCUGACUCCCAGCUCGGGAGCCGAGAGGGACACUCGACCCCAGGCUGACCUCACCCUGCCUUGGAGCGACUUCACCCACCAGAGCAGGCUGCCCAGCCCAUGGGCGCUGAACUCGGAAGGCAGAGACUCUGCGUGGAGGGGGGUCCUGGGGGGUGAGAGGGAGAAGGGGCCCGAGGGCGCCCCCAGAGGCCCCCCCAGCCUGCCCUUUGCGGGCUUCUCCCCGCUGCUGUCCACCCAGCUUUUCCACUUCGGAAAGAGCGUGCCCUGGGGGGCCAAGCCCGCCGGCCUCUUCAGCCCCCACCCGGGGCUGCCUCUGCAGGGCCCGUCCUUCUCGGCCUUCAGGGAGGCCCAGGCCGGGCCCAGCCCCGUGUUCGGGAGCCCACGCCUGCUGGGCAAGGACAGCGGGCCCUGGCCGUGCAGGAAGGCGCAGGCCGGCCUCGCUCUGCACGACAGGAGGAGCUCGGGCCCGGAGGAAAGCGUCUUAGACCUGAGGUACCGCCGAACGGGCACGCACGGCCAGGACCAGGAGGCCCUGGGCAGUGACGCCAGUGACUUCAGUGACACCUCCGUGGAGGAUGGUGGUGGCCGCUCAGUAGUGAAGGGCAAAGCUCUCAAGUUGGCGUUCCUAACUGCAGUUUUCUGCGGUCUGCUUACAAGUCUUAGAUUAGCAAAGGUUUGGUUCCUCCCGUCACAGCCGGGUUCAGAGAGACUCUGAGAGCGACAGUCGCUGGCCAGCUGGGGAGACGUCGCGCUGUCCGUCCCUGAGGUGGGUGGCGCUCACCUGCCCGAGAAUCGCUGAAACGCCCAAAGGUGCCCGCUGGGAAGCUCCCGGGACAGCACUUUUUGUACAAAGGACCCCCGCCCCCGUCCCUUGAGGCCAGAGCCUGUCUUCUGAACUCUGCAGCCACAGCCUUCGGUUGGGAAAAUGUCUCGAAGCACAACAGCCAGCCCCAGGCUGGCUGGGCCAGGGAGAGGGGUCGCUCUGCCGCCUGGCCCUGAGCUCCGGUCGGUUAAGUCUGUUCAGUCACUAGAUGAUUCUAACAUCUAAAUAAACCGCUUUUUAUAUGGGA